Brassicogethes aeneus is the source of this 450-nucleotide messenger RNA. NCBI's taxonomy places the organism in Eukaryota, Metazoa, Arthropoda, Insecta, Coleoptera, Nitidulidae. The record is from the annotation of a GenBank genome assembly.
UUGAAAAUGGCGCUACAGUCUGUCAGUUCCGUUUUCUGUCUCUUUUUAACAGUUCUUUUGUGACAGUCAGCAACGAAAAUGGUGAACGUACCAAAAGUUCGUCGUACUUUUUGCAAAAAAUGCAAAGUACACAAACCCCAUAAAGUAACCCAGUACAAGAAAUCCAAGGAAAGGCAAGCUUCCCAAGGCAGAAGGCGUUAUGACAGGAAACAACAGGGUUUUGGUGGUCAAUCCAAACCCAUCUUGCGUAAAAAGGCAAAAACCACCAAGAAAAUCGUGUUAAGAAUGGAAUGUUCAGACUGCAAAUACAGAAAGCAGAUCCCACUUAAACGUUGCAAGCAUUUUGAACUUGGAGGUGACAAGAAACGCAAGGGUCAAAUGAUCCAGUUCUAGGUUAUUUGACGUUGUAAUAAGUUAAUAUACAAAUAAAACAGUUUAUAUAACUUAAAA